Molecule: messenger RNA, 676 nt
Organism: Archocentrus centrarchus (flier cichlid)
Lineage: Eukaryota; Metazoa; Chordata; Actinopteri; Cichliformes; Cichlidae
Gene: rpl12
Product: ribosomal protein L12
Exons: 6
Coding region: 133-630 (165 amino acids)
Biological process (GO): translation
Cellular component (GO): cytosolic large ribosomal subunit; ribosome
Molecular function (GO): large ribosomal subunit rRNA binding; structural constituent of ribosome
Source: RefSeq, a predicted model, not a curated record
GGCCUCAGCGCUUCCUUUCUUUUUCCGCCUUUUAGCGGUGAAGGUGCAACAGUUUUCGGUCGUCCCGAAGCCGGGUUCAUCCGACACCCUCACCAACCAAGCUGAACUGAGCUCAACCUCCAUAGCAGCAAAAUGCCGCCCAAAUUCGACCCCAACGAGAUUAAAAUUGUGUACAUGAGGUGCACAGGAGGAGAAGUUGGAGCCACCUCAGCCCUGGCCCCCAAAAUUGGACCUCUGGGUCUGUCUCCCAAGAAAGUGGGUGACGACAUCGCCAAGGCCACCGGUGACUGGAAGGGCCUGAGGAUCACCGUGAAGCUGACCAUCCAGAACAGGCAGGCAGCGAUCGAGGUGGUUCCGUCUGCGUCCGCUCUGAUCAUCAAAGCUCUGAAGGAGCCUCCCCGUGACAGGAAGAAGGUCAAGAACAUUAAGCACAGCGGCAGCGUGACCUUCGAUGAGAUUGUGGGCAUCGCUCGCGUCAUGAGGCCUCGCUCCAUCGCCCGGGAACUCUCUGGAACCAUCAAGGAGAUCCUGGGCACCGCUCAGUCUGUGGGAUGCACCAUCGAUGGCCGUCAUCCCCACGAUGUCAUCGAUGACAUCAACAGCGGCAAAGUUGAGUGCCCAGCUGAAUGAACAGGAUGAUGUUCUAAAAUAAAUAUUGUUUAAAAAAAAAAAAAAA